Diprion similis is the source of this 3317-nucleotide messenger RNA. It is a transcript of the gene Nsun2, whose product is annotated as tRNA (cytosine(34)-C(5))-methyltransferase. NCBI's taxonomy places the organism in Eukaryota, Metazoa, Arthropoda, Insecta, Hymenoptera, Diprionidae. Gene Ontology annotation, biological process: tRNA methylation. The transcript is spliced from 11 exons. Gene Ontology annotation, cellular component: cytoplasm; nucleus. Gene Ontology annotation, molecular function: tRNA (cytidine-N5)-methyltransferase activity; tRNA binding. The coding region runs from base 76 to 2340 and encodes 754 amino acids. The record is from RefSeq and is a predicted model, not a curated record.
AUCAGUGGCUGUGAUCGUGUCCGCGCGGUUUCCUUUUUCACGUGUCACCGCAUAUUUUAGUAAUUUCAAGUCAUAAUGGGUAAAGGUAGAAAAUAUAAGCCGAAGAAGAAUUUUGCUGAAAAACGCCGCGAUAAACAAAAGAAUAAAGAUGAAUGGGAUAAAAGGCCGCAGAGAUGCUAUGAGGAAAUAGUCAGGGAGAAUGUUGAUUUUGAAAAUUAUUACAAAACGCAAAAUAUUGUUCCUAGUGAAGAAUGGCACAUUUUUAUGGACAAGAUGAGGGAGAACCUGCCGGUUGCCUUUCGGAUAACUGGUUCCAAGGCAGAAACAAGGGCACUGCUCGACAUAAUUAAAGGGGAUUUUUUCAAUGAGAUCAUCAAUACGAAACGAGAAAAUGACGAGGAAGAAGUUACAGAAAAAGAAAAACUUUAUCCGAAAUGCCUUCCCUUUUAUCCAGAUUCUUUAGCUUGGCAGCUUCAGUUGACUCGUAAGGACAUCCGAAGGUCUGAGGCUUACUCUAGGUUACAUAAUUUUUUGAUUGCUGAAACAGCUAGCGGUAACAUAAGUCGCCAAGAAGUAGUGAGCAUGAUUCCUCCCCUCGUUUUGGAAGUCAAACCUCAACAUAAGGUUCUCGACAUGUGUGCUGCACCAGGUUCAAAGACAGCUCAGUUAAUCGAAAUGAUACAUUCUGAUGAGAGUAACCCACAUCCUGAGGGGUUUGUAAUCGCCAACGACGUGGACAAUAAUAGAUGCUACAUGUUGGUGCAUCAGGCUAAGAGAUUGAACAGUCCAAAUAUUCUGAUUACAAAUCACGACUCAUCAGUAAUGCCCAACUUCAAUGUUGCCAAACCAGAUGGCACGACAGAAAAGUUAAAGUUUGAUAGAAUUCUUGCUGAUGUACCGUGUAGCGGGGAUGGAACAAUGAGAAAAAAUCCAGAUAUUUGGUGCAAGUGGAGUCCUGCGAAUGGAAACAAUCUUCAUGGAAUUCAAUACAGAAUAGCCCAGAGAGGAUUGGAGCUCUUGGCAGUUGGUGGAAGAAUGGUUUAUUCCACAUGUUCUCUUAAUCCGAUAGAAAAUGAAGCUGUUAUUCAUAGAAUUCUUACCGAAGUUGGUGAUUCUGUUCGAUUAGUUGAUGGAAGAAAUUUAGUCCCUGGUCUAAGAUGCAAUCCAGGUGUAAGCCACUGGACUCCUGCAUCAAAGAACAUGCAGUAUUACAAAACGUGGGAAGAAGUUCCUGAGCAAUGGCAAACUCAAAUCCGACCUCAUAUGUUUCCUCCAAAGACAGCGGAUGUAGAUAAGUUUCACCUUGAAAGGAGUAUGAGGAUAUUACCGCAUCAUCAAGAUACCGGUGGGUUUUUUGUGGCAGUAUUAGAAAAGGUCAAACCACUUCCAUGGGAGAAUAAAGAGGAAAAAAUGGAAGUAGAGACUGACAAGCUAGCAACCAAUGAUGCUAAUAGCGAAUUGAGCUUGGAAGAAGAAGCAGUGAAAGAGGAAGCAAACCUUAAAGCUACUGAUGGCAAAAGGCCGUUGGAAGCAGAAAAAAAACCCUGGGGUCCUCAAAGAAAGAGGAAAAGGAUGAUUGGAUAUCGUGAGGAUCCUUUUGUAUUUUUCAAAACCGAUAAGGAGGAUGUCUGGCCGUCAAUCAAAGAGUUUUACGAUAUAUCAGACAAGUUGGACCCAACCUGCUUGCUGGUGAGGUGUCACGAGGGAAAGAAAAAGAACAUAUACUUUACCUCACCAGCUAUACGCGACAUUGUAAAAUUGAACGAAGCUAAAGUGAAGAUGAUCAAUACAGGAGUCAAAACCUUUGUUCGUUGUGACAACAAAAACAUGAAAUGUGCUUUUAGACUCGCUCAAGAAGGAUUAAACAGUCUCUUUGACUAUGUCGGCGAAUGCCGAAAGGUUCGGAUCUCAAAGGACGAUCUAGUGAUGCUUUUACAAAAUGACAACCCAAAUACUCCACCUGAGAUAUCAAAAUUGAGUCCAGAUACACAAAGUCGAGUCAAAGAUUUUGCAACCGGAAGCUGUGUACUGAUUUAUAAAGAGGAAUUAAUUGAAGAAGACAACAACUUGAAUCCUUUGGUCCUGGAGAUGGUUGGAUGGCGAGGUACUAUGUCAUUGAGAGCCUAUGUACCCACUCAUGAUGCAAUCCAUUACCUUCGACUUUUAGGAGCAGAUUGCUCUAAAUUUGAAAAAAACAAGUUCAAAGAGAAUCAGAAUGCAGAGACAUCUAAUGCAGAACUCAAAAAUGGGGAAACUAUAGAAAAGGAUGAUAUGACUGCAAAUGGAAAAGAACUGGAGGAUAAUAAGGAUGAGGAAGAGUCGAGCAACAAAACAUCUUAACGAACGAUCUUGUGUAUACAUAAUCUUUUAUCUAUGAGACGCUGAUUGGGAAAAAGCCUAUUAUUCCAGGUUUCAAUAUUAAUUAAUUUUGACGGUUUUUUAUGAACCUGACAGUCAAUAUCGUUUCUUUCUAAAUAUUCUAAACGUUUAAUUUUUUUUUAAUUAAAUGAACGCAGGAUAGUAUAGGAUAAUAAAGAAUAAGGCGGAGAAACUUCUACAAUGUUCGGAAUUUCAUAUAUGGGGUGUUUUUUAGAAAUAAUAAACUACGUGACGAUCGCUGAUAAUGACAAUGGUUUUUUCCUUAUUCACUUUCUAUGAACAAUUUUUAGGAAACUGUAUUACAAUAUUAACAAACAAUGUUUCAUCCUUAAUUGAUAUCAUUUGAGCACAAAUUACCCUUUUGAAUUAUUAAUCAGCUUGUGUUGCUGCUCACAAUAUUUUGAACAAGCGUAAAGGUACGUACGUAUAUAUAAUUGUGUGCGUACAACUGUGGGAAUGUUAUAAAAAGUUUAUGGUUGGACGAGUUAAGAUUUUAUGAAAUAGCCAAUUUGGUCAUUUCAUCUUGGACUAAAAUUCUACGUAACAAACAGGAAAGCAUUGUGCUUCAUACCUCUCAGUUCUCAACAAUGAAAAUUCAUAAGGUCUGACUGAUUUCGUUGUCAUCCAACUGUGAGAAUAAAUAACAUAGCACGUACAACAUACGGGACGGGAUCUACUGUAAACGAGAUAUUUUAAUGUAUACGUACAAAUAUAGUGUAGAAAUAUUAAAAUUCUAUAACAAAUACAUAAACUAUAAAAUAAACAAAAUUCGAAAAGUCUUCAUAUACUACUAUACAUGAGGCAAAGGUUGACACUAGUAAUCCCUGCUAGUUGGCGACGUCAAUUUUCCGCCAAUAUUUUGCGUAUUCGAUGGGGAUUUCGAGCCUGUAAAAAGUAGUGACCAGUCUUAACUGUUAGAAAUUUUGAAACAUGAAUUU